Messenger RNA from Nicotiana tabacum (common tobacco), 1794 nucleotides. Lineage: Eukaryota; Viridiplantae; Streptophyta; Magnoliopsida; Solanales; Solanaceae. The record is from RefSeq and is a predicted model, not a curated record.
AUGGGUACUGUAGUAGAUGAAGUUAAUUCUUCUUCAACUUCCAACGGUUUUGUUCCGUUUUCCCUAGAUUCUUCACAUCCAUUCUAUAUUCAUCCCUCGGAUAAUCCUAGAAGUCAACUGGUAUCCGUUCCAUUCAAUGGUUGUGGGUUUGUGUUAUGGCGUAAUAGUAUGCUCACUUCCUUUUCUGCAAAGAAUAAACUCAGCCUAUUAGAUGGCAGAGUCAAUCAACCCACUCCUGAAUCUCCUUAUUACCCAUAUUGGGAAAGGUGCAAUGAUAUGGUCAAAGCCUGGAUAACUAACUCAGUAUCUGGAGAAAUAGCUGUUAGUGUAAUGUGUUUUAGAACUGCUAAGGAAGUUUGGAAAGAUAUAAAUGAAAGGUUUGGUCAGUCAAACGGGUCUAAAUACAUUCAAAUACAAAGGGAAAUCAGCUCUACUACUCAAGGCUCAUCUGAUAUAGCCUCUUACGUCACAAAGAUGAGGAGUUUGUGGGAUGAGCUGAACUCUUCAUAUGUAGGUCCUACUUGUUCAUGUGGUGCAUUGCCUAAAUUCAUAGAGGACCAGCAGUUGUUUCAGUUUCUCAAUGGUCUAAAUGAUUCAUACGCAACUAUUAAAAGCGUCAUCAUUGAUGCUACCUCUUUCUUGGUGUCUCCUAGUGCUUCUACUACAAAUAGGCCUUUCAGUCAAAAGGUGAAUUUUGAGGCCAAGAAAGCUGCUCCAAAUGUCUCUUGCAAAUAUUGCAAGAAGCCUGGCCACACUGUAGACAAGUGCUACAGACUUCAUGGGUUCCCUACUGAUUUCAAGUUCACCAAGAGUAAGAAAUAUGCUUCUUGUGUUCAGACUAAAAGUCCAUCCACCACUGCUGUCACUACUACUUCUCAGCAUGCUGAUUCUUCAGCCUAUAGGUUUACCAAGGAGCAGUAUCAACACCUGUUGACCUUGUUCCAACAAGUUCAGAUGUCAAACAUUUCCACACCUGAUGCCUCCAAUGUGGAUCAAUCUACUUUUGCACACUUUGCAUGUUUGUUUAGUAAGUAUGUUAUAGAUUCUGAGGUUUCUCAUGUGUGUACAUCUUCUCAAUUAGGUGUCAACCCUUGGAUCUUAGAUGCAGGGGCUACAAAUCACAUGACUCCACAUAAACAUCUUCUUUUUAAUGUCCAACCAUUAAUCAAGCCUUUCCUUGUCACCCUACCUAAUGGAUAUAAAGCUAAAGUUGUAUCAACUGGAUCUUUGUAUCUUAGGCAUGAUAUAAUUUUACUUCAUGUUCUUUUGGGCCCUUCUCUAAAGAGGCCACUGGAAAUUGGUAAAGCUGCAGGCAGGCUGUACUACCUCCAUCCAGAUGGUGAUCUCUUUCCUGUUCCAUCUGAUUCUCUGAAUGUUUCUUCUAGUAGUUUACCUAGUUCUGUUUCUACUUCUAGUGAUUUACCUUCUUCUAUUUCAUUGUCUGACAAUGCUUUUGAACUUGGUGGAAGUUCUGAAGCCGCCAAGUUCUUCUCAAGCCAAGACUUUGUAGAUUCUUCCUCCUCCUCUACGCCUUCUCCUACUCCUGAUGUUUCCACAUCUCCAGAUUCCCCUAUUCCCUCACCUCUUUCUCCUCCUCCUAUAACUGAUUCUUCUCAUAUUAUUCCUUCUCCUCCACUUUUGAGAAAAUCAACCAGAACAGUCCAUCAACAUUCCUAUCUCAAAGAUUAUGUUUGUUCCUCUGUCUCUUCCUCUCAUCCUCUUCCCUCCUCUUCCAAGGUCUCUGAUAAUAAGCGAAAUCUGGGUGAUUUAGCUAUUGUUUAUGCUUCUACUUGA